Molecule: messenger RNA, 5597 nt
Organism: Corythoichthys intestinalis (scribbled pipefish)
Lineage: Eukaryota; Metazoa; Chordata; Actinopteri; Syngnathiformes; Syngnathidae
Product: interleukin-1 receptor accessory protein-like
Exons: 12
Coding region: 148-2001 (617 amino acids)
Biological process (GO): signal transduction
Source: RefSeq, a predicted model, not a curated record
CGAGCCCCUCGACCAAUGGGAAGCCAGGAAGAACAAGCUUUUGGGGGUCACGGAUGAAACAAAAGCAAGGUGCACGCAGAACUCUUUAACACCACUAGAGAGCGACAUUGAACCGUGACGUCAGUGGGAAAUCCCAACUCAAAAUGGAUGUCGCAACUCGCAACCACACAGGAAUUUACGCCACUUCCUACACAAGCGGUUCUUUUGCGGCACGCCGAACUGUUGAUCUCGUCCGGAAGGUUACAUGAUAGCAGAUACAUGCUACCAACUCGUUUCCAAGAUGUCCUGUGUCUUCUUGGGCGUUUGCUAGUUGCCAUGGUGAUGGCGGACACCCUCACGUCCACUGAUCCAGUUGGGGUGCCGUGUCACGACCUGGGCGAGACCAGCGUUGUGCACGUCCUGAAAGGAGAGGCGGCGUGGGUGUCAUGUCCCCUCUUCGGCAACGACUCAUCGUCACGUGACCUGGAGUGGUCCCGCCUCCUCCAAGGGGAAGAGCGGCCAAUCGUGAACAGUGAGCGCCUGAGGAAAGAGCAUGACUGGUUGUUUUUUCAGCCGGCGGAGGAAGAGGAUACAGGUCACUACAUCUGCAUGAUACGCUCCCACGGACAUCACUCACCCUGCUCCAAGAUGGCCGUGCACGUGCUUGUGGUCCAGAACGCACCGACACCACGACCAGUUUUGAAAUGCGACUUGCCCGUGACGCCGGAGCCGGUUCAGGUGCCUGUUCCUCUGCAGGUUGACGCCGUUUUGGACUGCCCGGACUGGUGGGACGCCGACCAGAUUUCUGACGACACUCCCAAAGUCACCUGGUACCACUGGCAGGAGUGCCAGCCGCCCGACAGAUGGACGAGCGAUCGCGAGCAGGACGGCGCCCGCCUGCUGAUUCACCUGAUGACCGAAAACUACCAAGGUCUUUACUUGUGUCAGGUGUGCUUCCGGAAUCGAGGACGUGAGCUUUACUUCACUCGCGCUGUCAAUAUCAGCGCUGUCUCGCCACCUUCCGCGCCCAAAGAUCCCGUGAUUCUCCUACCGGCGGCGGACCACGUUGUCACUGUCUCGCCAGGCUCCAACGUGAGUCUGACAUGCAGGGGGAGGUUCCCUUACUUGGACUCGGACUGGUACAUCUGGUGGAGUGUGGACGGGAAGACGCUGGAGCAAGUGGACCAGCCCCGAUUCUCCGUGAAAAACAGUCGGGUGAGCUCCAAGCUCGGCGAUCGCGUCGAGGAGAGCGUCCUGCUGAUCCGGGACUUUGCCGCCGAGGACCUGCCCAAGGCCUUCAAUUGCUCGGUGAGGAACGGGCGAGGCUUCCAAACGCGGAGAGCUCGCCUUGAGGAAGAAGUGCGAGCGCCGACGGUGGAGUUAGCUUGCGGUCUGGGCGUCGCCCUGGUCUUGUCGCUGGUCCUGCUGGGGAUCUCCCGCCUCUUCUGGCUGGAAUUGCUUCUGCUCUACAGAUCCCGCUUCGCUAGCGACGAGCGCUACACAGAUGACAAGGAGUUCGACGUGUACAUUUCGUACGCCAGGAACAGCGAGGAGGAGAAGUUUGUCCUUCAGACCUUCCGCACGGUCUUGGAGAAGCAGCUGGGCUACACCGUCUGCAUUUUCGACCGAGACAGCCUGCCGGGCGGGACCAUCACGGACGAGACUCUGCGUUUCGUGGCUCGCAGUCGCCGCCUGGUGGUGGUGCUGGGUCCCGGUUACGCUCGCCAGGGCUCCCAGGCGCUGCUGGAACUCAAGGCGGGCGUGGACGGUUUGGCGGGCGGGCACAUGCGCCUCAUUCUGGUCCAGUACGAGCACGUGCGACGGCGAGAGUGGGUGCGCGAGCUGAGGAGGGCCCGCGUGGCGCUGGACGUGCUGCGCUGGCGGGGAGAGCGCUCGCGGGAGCUCACGUCGCGCUUCUGGAAGGAGAUGAGGGUGGCGCUGCCCGUCAGGAAGUCGCCGGACAACCGGGAGGCGGAGCUAAAGGGGACGAACAAUCGGGAACGGUCUCCUUUGGACGUUUGAGUCUAGUUCCAUCGACUGACUUCCGGAGGGAGAGCGAGCAGUACAACCUGGAUUGGUCGCCAGGGACACGUCAGGAAAAUGGACAGACAAUGGACUGGUCGUGACAUUUUUUUUACACCUUUAUCUUUGAAAUUUAUAGUUUUUUAAAUGUUAUUCUUUAAAAAAAAAAAAAGGGUCUGACAAAUAAAAUGUGUGUCAUUUCAAGAUUCAAUUUUUAAAUACGCAUUUCAUGGUCACUUACUGUUGAUGAGAGGUCACGUCAUGUUUAUAUUAGGUCACUUCCUGUUUUGAGGCACUUUAUAGUCAGUUCCUGUUGAUGCUAGGUCACUUCCUGUAGAUUUGGGGGCAUUUCAGAGCCACUUCAUGUUUAUAUCAGGUGACUUCCUGUUGAUUUGGGGCACUUCAGGAUCACUUCCUGUUGAUGCUACUAAACUUCAGGUUGAUAUGGGGCAUUUCAGGGCCACUUCCUGUUUAUGUCAGGUCACUUCCUGUGUAUUUGGGGCACUUUAGGGUCACUUCCUGUUGAUGCUAGGUCACUUAAGGUUGAUAUUUGGUCUCUUCCUGUUCAUAUGGUGCAUUUCAGGGCCACUUCCUGUUUAUAUCAGGUCACUUCCUGUUGAUGCUAUUUCUCUUCAUGUUGAUAUGGGGCAUUUCAGGGUCACUUCCUGUUGAUUUGGGGGCAUUUCAGAGCCACUUCAUGUUUAUAUCAGGUGACUUCCUGUUGAUUUGGGGGCAUUUUGGGACCACUUCCUGUUUAUAUCGGGUCACUUCCUGUUGAUUUGGGGCACUUCAGGAUCACUUCCUGUUGAUGCUAGUAAACUUCAGAUUGAUAUGGGGCAUUUCAGGGCCACUUCCUGUUUAUGUCAGGUCACUUCCUGUUGAUUUGGGGCACUUUAGGGUCACUUCCUGCUGAUGCUAGGUCACUUCAGGUUGAUAUUUGGUCUCUUCCUGUUCAUAUGGUGCAUUUCAGGGCCACUUCCUGUUUAUAUCAGGUCACUUCCUGUUGUUUGGGGGCACUUUAGGGUCAGUUCCUGUUGAUGCUAUUUCUCUUCAUGUUGAUAUGGGGCAUUUCAGGGUCACUUCCUGUUGAUGUCACUUCCUGUUGAUUUGGGGGCAUUUUGGGGCCACUUCCUGUUUAUAUCGUCACUUCCUGUUGAUUUGGGGGCAUUUUGGGAGCACUUCCUGUUUAUAUUGGUCACUUCCUGUUGAUUUGGGGCACUUCAUGAUCACUUCCUGUUGAUGCUAGGUCACUUCAAGUUGAUAUGGGGCAUUUCAGGGCAACUUCCUGUUCAUAUCAGGUCACUUCCUGUGUAUUUGGGGCACUUUAGGGUCACUUCCUGUUGAUGCUAGGUCACUUCCUGUUCAUGUGGUGCGUUUCAGGGCCACUUCCUGUUUAUAUCAGGUCACUUCCUGUUGUUUUGGGGCACAUUAGGGUCUGUUCCUGUUGAUGGUAUUUCUCUUCAUGUUGAUAUGGGGAAUUUCAGGGUCACUUCCGGUUGAUAUCAGGUCACUUCCUGUUUAUUUGGGGCACUUCAGGAUCACUUCCUGUUGAUGCUAGGUCACUUCAUGUUGAUAUGGGGCAUUUCAGGGCCACUUCCGGUUUAUAUCCAGUCACUUCCUGUUGAUUUGGGGCAAUUUAGGGUAACGUCCUGUUGAUGGCUGGUCACUUCUUGUUGGUAUUUGGUCACUUCCUGUUCAUAUGAUGCAUUUCAGGGCGACUACCUGUUGACAUCGGGUCACUUCCUGUUGAUAUCAGGUCACUUCCUGUUGUUUUGGGGCAUUUUAGGGUCAGUUCCUGUUGAUGCUAGUUCUCUUUAUACUGAUAUGGGGCAUUUCAGGGUCACUUCCUGUUGAUAUUGUGUCACUUCCUAUUGAUUUGGGGGCAUUUUGGGGCAACUUCCUGUUUAUUUCGGGUCACUUCCUGUUGAUUUGGGGCACUUCAGGAUCACUUCCUGUUGAUGCUAGGUCACUUCAGGUUGUUUUGGGGCACUUCAAGGUCACUUUCUGUUGAUGCUAGGUCACCUCAGGUUGAUAUGGGGCAUAUCAGGGUCACUUCCUGUUUAUAUUGGGUCAGUUCCUGUUGAUUUGGGGCAUUUCAGAGCCACUUCCUGUUGAUUUAGGGGCAUUUUGGGGUCACUUCCUUGUUGAUUUGGGGGGCAUUUCUUCGUCAUGUGCAGGUCCCUUACUAUUGAUUUGGGCAAUUUCCAGGUCACUUCCUGUUGACAUGUGGCAUUACAGGGCCACUUGACAUCGGGUCACUUCCCGUUGAUGUUUGGUGGUGGUGUGGGGGUCACUUCCUGUUAAUCUGGGGCAUUUCUGGCUCACUUUUGGUUGAUAAACAGGUCACUUACUGUUGAUGCUAAGCCACUUCAUGCUGAUAUGGGGCAUUUCAGGGCCAUUUCCUGUUUAAAUCAGAUCAAUUCCUGCUUAUAACGGGUCACUUCCUGUUGUUUUGGGGUACUUCGGGAUCGCUACCUGUUGACAUCAGGUCACUUCCUAUUGAUUUGGGGCAGAUUAGGGUCAAUUCCUGUUGAUGCUAGGUCACUUCAUGUUGAUUUUGGAGCAUUUCAGGGCCACUUCCGGUUGAUGCUAGGUCACUUCAUGUUGAUAUGGGGCAUUUCAGGGCCACUUCCUGUUCAUAUCAGGUCACUUCCUGUUGUUUUGGCGCACUUCAGGGACACCUACUGUUCAUGCUAGGUCACUUCAAGUUGAUAUGGGGCAUUUCAGGGCCCCUUCCUUUUUAUAUCAGGUCACUUCCUGCUGAUUUGGGGGUGUUUUGUGGGUCACUUCCUGUUAAUCUGGGGCAUUUCUGGGUCACUUCCGGUUGAUAAACAGGUCACUUCCUGUUGUCCAAUUUGUAAAAUGAACCAACUGGCCAGCUGGCAGGCAAAACAUACAAGACGUCCACGAGCAAAAGAAUGACUUCUUAAAAAACAACAACAGAAAAACAUUUAUUUUACGUUAGGACAUUCUCGAAUGUCGACAGCUGCACUUUGUUGAUAUUCCAAGAAACUCAUACAAACGACACGAAAGGAUGGCACGUGGAAGACUUUUCAAAAUAAAAGCAACAGCUCACAAUCCAAAAAAGGGGAAAUCUCAUUUCCCGGGCCAGAAGGGACAACGACAACAAACAAACAAAAAAAAAACAAUCACGAGAAAAGUCCCCAAAAGGGAAGAUAUGUGUUUUUUUGUUUUUCUUAACACUGUACAGUACAUCUUAAAAACAUGAAAUAUACACGUUCCACCCGGACGUCGACUGGCGUACGUCGCGCUCGGUUAUAUGGCACGGACUUUCUUCCUUCUUUCCUUCCUCCUUACUCGUCGUCCUCCUCUUCGUCUUCAUCCUCCUCGCCUUCUUCCUCCUCUUCGUCGUCCUCUUCGUCUUCGUCAGCAGCCGCCGCCGCCGCCGCCGAGCCGGAAUCCACUUUGCCCUUGGUGCGGUAGGCCACGAUGUCCUGCCGCGGAUCAGCCCAUGUUAAAAGUCUGCACACCCCGGAUUCAUCGACGAUCAAAGGAAUCAAUGAGUAUUUUGAGAGUCGAUGAAUGGUUUGGUCUAAAAAUGCUCCAAAUACUUUUGGAGCGUAUAUUCGAUUUUU